Molecule: messenger RNA, 7500 nt
Organism: Toxoplasma gondii ME49
Lineage: Eukaryota; Apicomplexa; Conoidasida; Eucoccidiorida; Sarcocystidae
Exons: 6
Coding region: 1117-4611 (1164 amino acids)
Source: RefSeq, a predicted model, not a curated record
UGUGCUCGCACGCGCCAAGCAGCCGCGCCGACGCCCCCACUCAUGCCGUCGUCGCACACGAUUUACAUCUGUCUGCCAAGUCACCUCGUCUCCUUGAAUCGAAGAGGAAACGCGAGAACGGUUCUGCAGGGUCGGUCUGUGGCUGUCGACCGCUGAAGCAUCGCGAGAUGUUGCCGGUAGAAGUUCGAGAACACGAGCGCAGAAGAAGAGGGGGGUGAGCACAGUCAGUCUGGGAGUGUGCAGGGCGACAGCUACACUGUUUCGCAAGCAGAAAAGCUGCUGUUGGCGUUUCUGCUUUUCUCACGCGACUGAGUGCUUGAAGGAGAGCAAGUCUGGUCGAAAAAACCGCUUGUCCUAACCUUCUCGUUCGUCCACGGGGUCAUGUAUCCCGCACCGUGCCUCCUCCGACAUGAAUCUUGAGCCAAGCGUCGCGGCAAGAACAAAAACCGGUCGGUGUUUCUGCGUCCACUGCGGGUUUAAAGUCCUGGCGUCCCCGUCCCUCACGCUUUUCCCCGACUCUCUGCUUCUCGGCGCUGUUGCCUUGCUGCUUUUCCUUCUUUUCCGCUGGCAACCGCGUGGUGCAGCGCCGGCCCUGUUUUCCCAGGCUUCCUUCCGAGAGCCUGCUGUGCUUCUGCACCCUCUCCGUCGCGUCUGCGAACUUCGUCUCUGCUGUCUGCCUUCUCUUUCCUCGAAAGGCAGUCUCUGAAUCCUUUCGCUGGACACCAACCUUUUUCGCAUCGGUUCGCGCGCGCGCGGCGGCCGAGUGUGUGCCUCCCUCGAUUUUUACGCGUGUCAGUUGCUCUCCGAAAGCGAAAAGUCCCAGCAGCCGGCGGGUGCGGGUGUGUACGGUUGGUCUGGCGGCGUUCCGCGGCCUCCCGGCGAGGACGAUGACGUAAGAGUCGUCUUCAGGUUAUAGAAUGUCGGAAAGCGGGGGUCUGCCCCGUCCUUUUUCCCCGCGUCCUCCUGCGUCAACCCCAGAGAACAGAAACAACGCAACUGUGGCGUUUUUCCGCCCGCUGUGUUCCCCUCGAGUCCAGCCAGCGCGCUGGUGAGAAGAAGCCUUCCCGCCGCGCUCGCGCUGGAAGAGAGAAGCAGAACGGACCGCGGCGGACCCUCAUGGCGGACAGCAAGGACGCCUUUGAACGCGGCAGAGGAACACUGCUCGCAGCAGUUCCCUCUGCCGAAGAUGCAAGUGCGACAGAAGAGAGCUCCGGAAAAGCCGCGGAGUCCGACCCCCCCCGAAGGACUCCGGCCUCUUCAGAGACGUCUACCACACCGAGUCGUGAAGUCUCUUCCGCGUCGCCAACUCCUGUUCGAGUCCGAGAAGCAGAGACAGACCAGCAGGAGAGACAGACGCAGAAAGGAGGAGACGCGGAACACCACAGGCAGGAAGGCCGUUGGACGCGCGACGCGGAGACUGGCGCCCCGGACGGCGCCUGCAGAGCUGCUGCUCCGCCGGAAAGCGCGGAUCACCGAGAAAGGACGGCUCCGCAGAAUGAGGCGUUCAGUGUGGAGGAACUCGCCAGGAGCGUGACUCUGCGGGAGAGAGAAGUCAACGAGAGAGACGGUCCAGGAGGAGGAUGGGUGUCGCGCUGCUCUGGCCUGGACAGCCCAGCAAUCAAAGGCGAGGACAGAGAGAACUCGAGAGCGGAGACGCCUUCGGAGGAGACCGACGGACCGCUGCAGAGAGGCGGCUCGCGGAAACUCGCAAGAGAGAUGGCGGCGGCCAAGCAGGUCUCCAGCAGACACCGUGUGGGCGACCUGGAGGACGACGACGACGCUCCCGACGUCUUCAUGCCAGCUACUUCGUCUGUCGCUCGUCGCCGCCAAGGCUGGCCUUCGCGUCUUUCGCUGCAAGAAAAACUGCGGUGUCUCUUAGCAGCUGCGGGAGGGAGGUUUCGACAGGGUCUCUCCUUCACAGAGCCGCGUCUGGCGCCGUCGGGAGGCGGGGAAGACGCAGGUACGCAGCGCGAGAAACGCCCUGCGCAUGCGUCCUCGCCUUCGGUGCUGAGCCGCGAGACAAUCGCGAAGACAAAGGAGGAGAAGGAGGAGACGCGCCGCCGCAGAGUCGACGAGACCAGUUUGGGGAGGAAGGCAGAGACGCCGAGUCCUACCGACAGGCCUGUCCAAAGCGCGUCGGGGAGACAGCUGAUGUCGGCGAGUCCCGGGGCGCGACGACGAGGUGGAGCCGAAGAAGAAACGAGAGAGCAGUCCGUCUUGGGCGACGGAAAUGAUGGAGAAGGAGGAGCCGCUGGAGCUCGAGACAACAGCGAGAAGCAGGAGGCGGGUCGUCCUCGGGGUGCGUCUGCAGACGCCCUGGCUGUGCGGAGUGGCCAUGAGGCAUGUGAAGAAGACGCGUUCUUUUCUCUCGAGGACUGCUUCGACGAAGAUCACAGCGUUUCCCUCUCCGCAGUCAGGAGGGAUGCAGAGCGCCUCGCCAAGUACCAAGAAGCUCUGGAGAAAAUUCUUGUCUAUCCGCAAGGCGCGGGUGUAGGCGACGCGCGUUCGCCGCAUGCAGCGUGUCUGCCGGAGCUGACGACUCUGGCAAAUCUUCGUCGAUAUCAGGAGAGAAAAGAGUUGUCUUUCUCCAGUGACGAGUCUGCUUCUCUUCCCUCCCCGUCCUGCGAACUCCUCGCGGACGUCCAGAAGUCGAGGAAACAGUCACCUUCUUCUUUGUCUUCUCCUCCUGCUCCGUGUGCCUCGGAUCCUCCGCCUUCCGCGCUCUGCUCUUCCGCCUCCGAGUCGCCACCAGUCUGUUCGGUGGAGACUGUCUCCGUCGCUGUCCCCUCGGAGACAGGGGUGUCUGCGGUGUGGGGUGCCGCGGAAGGGCGCGUGGAGGCCCUGCGGGGUCGGCUGGCGUCUCGUCUCGAGGACUUGCACAGGAAGAAAGUGCCUCUCUCGCAUGCAUUGGUGUUCUCCGAGGACCCUGUCCUCCGCCUGGCUCUGAGCUUGGCGUCGCUCGACAUGCGAAACGUCCACGUCGUCGUGAUCAAUCCGGAAGCAGCGGAGCACGCGCAGCGGCUGGCGGCGACGUUCUCGGUGGACUCGCACAUCGAAGUCUUUUCCGGUGUCGAGUCGCUCUUCGCGCAUUGGGUUGCGCUGAAAGAAAAAUGUUUCUCUUUCUACUUAUCCACCUCAGACUUCCUCAAACAAGAUUCCCCACGGAACACAUCUCCGCAAGCUGGGCAUUCGAAUUCUCUCCCUUCUUCCUCUUCUUCGUCUUCUUCCUCUUCUUCGUCUUCUUCCUCUUCUUCCUCUUCUUUGUCUUCUUCCUCUUCUUCUCUCUCUGCUUCUUUCUCGCCUUCUGUCGGGCUGUCAGGCCGUAGCGGAGCUCGUCGCGAGGCCUUCCUGGGUGGAUCUGGGGGGACAAGUUUCUCUCUGGAGGCUGCAGGCGAGGUGCCGAACGAGGAGGAAAGCGUACACACCGGGCGGUUCGACGAGAGACACGAGAAACAAGAAGUCUCCGGAGAGACGAAGGGCUCUCUGCUGCCUCACAGAGACGAGGAAAGUGCCGAGAAAGCCGCGGCAGAGAGAUGGUGUGCCUGGGCUAUGCGGCGGCUCGUCGAGGAAUUCUGGGUGUACGUACACCUGCACAAGUACCGCGUUGUGAUCAUCGACGACGGCAGCCACGUAGGCCAUCUGGCGUCAGCGAAAGGCGUGGAUUUGCUCAGUUCCUUCGUCAAAAAUAACUCUUGUCCGUCGUGUACGGCCAUUCUCCCGCGUCGCGUGCGAACCUGGGUGACUCUGUCGAGUUUUCCGCCGCCUCACCUGCUUCUCUCUGCGGCGACUCCUGUCUCCUGCGCCCCUGCGCGCGCAGCCAGUCCGGCAUGCCGGGCGUCUCCAGAAUCCGCGACGGAGACGCCUGCGGUCGACGCGCGUUCCCGUCACGAGGCGAGCAAGUCGUGGACUAAGCGGAAGGCCGCGGAGAGGUCUAGGAAGGAGGAAACGCCCGUCGUCGCCUCGGUGUCUUCCUCUACGAGGAGCGGCUUGGCUGCUCACGCUGCGCUGUUUUUUUCGCCGCAACGCAGACUUCUCUUCUCACCUCUUCUCUCGGCUGAGGUUCUGUCGCUCUCCAACACAUGGGGCGUUUCCGAAAGCCUUCGCCUGCGACAUGCAGUGGGGCGUAGGGUGCUGCGAAAGCAAACGAAGGAAGCAACGGACAGGGAAGAGUCCGUCGACGCAAGGAGAAGCUGCGAAGGUGGAGAGCCUCGUGUCCUCGAGAAGUCGGAGCAAGGUGAACUCGCUGAACUCGCACUGCGCGCGUCGCCUCGCACCUCCUUUCUCUCUCCGACUUCGGCUGCGGAUCCGCGAGGCGCAAGCGAAACUGGUUUGCGCGGGCGACAGCGAAGGACCUUCGACAGGGGUGGCGAGAGAGAGAAGAGCGGAGACACAUCCGGAGAAGAAGGCGAAGACCUCGUCUACCACGUAGAAGAAAAUGGACAACUUGCUGGAUUCCUUUUCACAACGCAGGUCAUUCUUGAUCAGGUGAAAAAACCUUUUCAACUGCUUCCUGCUGUGGGGAAAGAACGCGUUUUGGAUCUCGACACAGAUGUAGAGCCACAGAUACAGAGACAUAUAUAUAUAUAUAUAUAUAAAUAUACAAAUAUAUAGCCGUCGACGUGUGUGUGUGUACGUGCGUAUGGCCAUCGACAGAGAACCGUGAGCGUUUGUGCAGGAAAACGCGUUUUAAGGUUGAAGACCUCGAAGGUAGAUUGCAUGCACGUUGCUCUCUGAAUUUUCAAGGAGGCGCGCGGGUCCUGUGUCCACAGGGCGUUUCCUUCGACUCUUUCCGGAACGCGGGAAGCCACCGGAGUGUCGUGGACGGUCGGUCGCCUGCUCUGCUUCUUCUCGACGAAGAAAUUCCUCUCUCUGAAGGCGACUUGGUUUCCUUGCGCGUCCGCCGCGUUCUGUCUGCGGUACCUGCAAGUGAACAUGGAGACGAAGGCGCCGCUCGGUCGGCCGCAGCGCAGAUCGAGGCGACAGGGAGAGAAUCAAGGGAGACAGCGGAGACAGCAGGAGCAAGACAGACCUCUGGCGAUCUAGCAGGGGAAGAGGCAGAUAACGCGGGAGGCAAGGAAGGGGAGGGAUCCUCUGUCGAGAGAAACGAAGAAAGAGGGGAAAGCGUCGAGGCCGGAAAGCAGCCAGGUGCAGAGCGAGCAUCCGAAUCGCAUUCUUCUCAGUCUCGUGUCGCAAGCCAACGCACUGCAGCUCCCUCCUCUUCUCUUAGUCUCUCUCCUUCUCCUUCUCUUUCUUCUUCUCCUUCUUUGUCGUCUCUUUCUUCUUCUUUCGGGGAGAGAAGAGAUCUCCUUCGCCCGCUGCCGCGUAUCCCUGCACCACCGGCGGCCUUCGCGUCUCUGCGCUUGUCGUACGAAGUAUCAGGAUUUGUGCUCCGAGGCUCGGAGUCUGUGUCGAGUUCUGCAGCUGGUCCUCCGGGACCUGCGGCUGCAGAGAGUUCGCUGCAGAGCUCGGGGCUCGUCGCUGAGGUCGACGAGCGUCUCCAGAGCAGCAGCGGGCAGGCGCGGGUCUUCUUCCGGGUGUCUGCGACUCUCAGGUGUCUCCACACAAAGCUGUCGGCUGCAGAUGCGGCUCUCUCUGCCGCUGGCCAGUCCGGUGUCUUUCAUGUCGCGCCAGAGGAGCUCACUCUCCCCGACGCCGCAGGGCGGUCCAGACGCGUCUCUGCGAGGCGCAGAGAAGGGGUCAGUGACCCGCUGCGAUCUCCGUUUUCUCUUGCUUCGUCUGCCUUCGCCUCCGCGGGUGUCUCUUCGGCUUCUGCGCGGUCUACGGAGGCGGCAGGGGCAACAGCAAAUGUGGGGAGAAGCGCUGGGAAGAGACGAAGGAGAGAGGAGCAGAGCGUUGGUCCUGCGGAGAGAUGCCAGAAUCAAAAGAGUGGAGUGAAGCAGCAGAAGAGCGGAGUGAAGCAGCAGAAGAGCGGAGAGAAGCAGCAGAAGAGCGGAGAGAAGCAAGAGAGUUUCGUGGCGGUUUCGCGGGGACAGGUUGCGGGCGCAAGAGAGAGAGGAGCGAAGGUGCAUGCAAACGCGCGGGAGAGAAUGCAGAGGGGUCGACGCGUGAGUGGCGAAGAGGGAGAAAAGACUUCUCGGAAGAUCUGUCGAGUUGCGAAACGAAGAUUUGUCUCAGGAGAGAAGAGAACAAAAGACGAGAGGGAAGCGAAGAUGCGUCAAGAGAAGACUGGAAACUCUGUGGCAGCUGUGCAGAAGGCGAGUCGACGGACGAGUGAGCCGACGAGACGCCGCACCGCGUGUCGACGGUUUCUUCAGCUUUGAAGUCGAGAAAGGGUGAGCGCAGUCUUAGAAACGGAGGAAAUUCCUCGUUUUCCGUUCGACGACAUGCGGCUCAUGAGGGGGGAGUUGUGUGGGCGUCUCGACAGAGGUGGAGAAUGGCUUCAGAUGGAAGGAAAGACGCUGGAAGUCGAGGAGGGAGGCGCGAGAUGGGUCCGAGAAACGGCUGUAGAGAAGGGAGACACGGUGUGUACACCCCGGAGUGACGCGAAGUCAGGAGAGAGUGCGAGGACAGAGACGCAUGUCUGCAGAAAGCAAGGGUGAGACUGAGACGAACGCAAGCAGAGCAUUCAGGGCGUUGUUACAGUGGCCAUAUCGGUAGCUCGUCUGGACGUAUACAGCAGAAACAGGUGGACGCUGUGAACAAAGGACGAACCGAAAUGGGGUGAAAGAGAGGACGGCACACUGUGGCCUCUCGGCAGAGAUGCAAAUAACGCAGGGGAAGCUCCCGUGUCGAGGAGAGCGCCAAGGUAACCGGAGGGAGGAGAGAGAAAUGCAGUGCAGAGAUCCCAGAAAACAGUGUUGUUAAGAACUCACAACGAAGCAGAGAAGAGGAAGACUUUCGCGUCAGGGUAGAACCACUUGUUUUUUGCAAGACAACUCAACCGGGAAGUGUUUUGAAGAAAACAGGGCAACGAAAAAGAGUUCUCCGCUUCAAGUGGUGGUGUGAAGGCCCAGUUCUUUGUCAUUUAGGAGAACGGAGACUGAGAAAACGCGCUUGUCCUUCUUCCCGAUCUGUUUCCUCCUUUCGAUUUCUCACCUUGUUCUUGUCGCCGCUCUUCCGCUGCCGCUGAAAGUCGUUUUGACGGAGCGUCUCUCCCGAUCUCCGCUCUGAGCCUUUUCCUGGGGUUCGCUGUUCGCUACAUAACCGCGAAACGUGUUAGCAGACUCAACGACGGCUCUCCGUUUGCGGCGGAUGAUCCGUUCGUAGGUUCUGCUUAAGAUGAGCGUUUUCUACUUGGUUUUUCGUUCCUGGCGUGCUCUUUAGAGCUGUGUGUUCGUCCGCUUUCAAUUGGGGUCCACUGUAGCUCUGCCGUGGCGUCUUUUGUUCGUUCGUUCCUUGUGUCGUUGUGCUUGUCGUCUUGGAGAGGAACGCCGCGUUGUCGCCUCGCUUGAGGUUUUUACGGACGUCACACAGUCCGAGUAGGACCGGUGAGACUCUGGAAGAGUCGAGUGUCACUCGAACACACUGCUCGUCGCGCAG